UUCUUGUCACAUGUUUCCAUUUGUUGUUGUUUAUUUGUUUAUUCAGUGUUUUCUCGAUAAUUUUGGAUAUCUCACAGGAAUCUCUCUUGUCUCGUUUUCUUUUCUUUUAACUCUUUUUUCUCUUUCUUUCUUUUUCUCCGUUCCGGACUUAAUUGUCAGUCAUCAUGACCAAUAUCAGACCUUUCAGAUGUGAAGAUCUUUUCAAAUACAACAACAUUAAUCUAGAUCCUUGGACGGAAACUUAUGGCCUAUCAUUUUAUUUACAAUAUAUUGGCCACUGGCCUGAAUAUUUUCAAGUCGUAGAAGCUCCUAAUGGUCAACUUGUUGGCUAUAUUAUGGGUAAAAUUGAAGGCACCGGCGAAUCAUGGAGAGGUCAUGUUACUGCCCUAUCUGUUGAUCAUGUCUAUCGUCGAUUAGGUAUUGCUGCUAAACUGAUGCGAGGACUUGAAGAGAUAUCAGAAAAAAAAGAAGCAUAUUUUGUUGAUUUGUUUGUUCGCGUCUCAAAUAAAGUGGCUGUAGAUAUGUAUACGAGACUUGGAUACAGUGUUUACCGGAGAGUGAUCGACUAUUACAUUGGAGAUCCUGAUGAAGAUGCAUAUGAUAUGCGUAAGGCUUUAUCAAGGGAUAAAUUGAAAAAAUCAAUAAUACCAUUACCACAUCCAGUUAGGCCUGAAGACUUGGAUUGAUUCAAAUUAAUUUUCGAUCGCAAAACUCAUCUUUACAAUUCAUUUCGGGUGAAUCAACUGAAUAAGAAGUGAAAAUUUUAAAGCAAUAAAGCUGGAAACAUUGGAAACAUUAGAAAAAAGUGUCUUUGAUUAUGUAAAGCAAAAUUAUCAGUUACAUAAAUGUUUAUUUAUUAAAUGUGCUCAACUGUUUUCAUGAAA
This is a messenger RNA of Tetranychus urticae (two-spotted spider mite), 884 nucleotides long. RefSeq names its product N-alpha-acetyltransferase 20 A (gene Naa20A). Lineage: Eukaryota; Metazoa; Arthropoda; Arachnida; Trombidiformes; Tetranychidae. Gene Ontology annotation, biological process: N-terminal peptidyl-methionine acetylation. Gene Ontology annotation, cellular component: NatB complex. Gene Ontology annotation, molecular function: protein-N-terminal amino-acid acetyltransferase activity. The record is from RefSeq and is a predicted model, not a curated record.